AUGGUGGGUCGGCAUGAGACGCGCGCAGAAAAGCAAGCCUUUGUGGCGCACCUGAGCAGUAUUAAUAGCGAAGACCGCCUGCGCAUAAUGAGAGAGCAACAAGCGUUUUUAAACGGCGAAAGAUCAACGGAUGCGGACUUCUCGUCGCUACCGUCGGCAAAGCAGAAGAAGACACGCGUGACGAUCCCUCACGAUACUGUGGUUGUGACCAGCACGGACAUCUUGAGCUUAGAGCAAAGUCGAGCAUCAGAAGUGACCGGUGCUAGAGCAGCGCCUCUGGCCGUGCUAGACGCAGCGGCGACCACUACGGAUGAGCGUUGCACUGAUGAAAAGGACGUUGACGGUCUUGAUUCGGACUGCGAUGAAGAUGCUGACGAAUUGAUGUUUGUUGAUGAAGAGGAUGCAGUAGCCCACGAUUCUAAAAACAAUGUCGAUUUCCCAAAUGUCGACCGUCCAUCUAUAGAGCCCGCCGCUAUAUCUGAAUCAGCUGACGAAGUGGUUGUGGAUGAAGCUGGUGUCGGGUUCGAGCUAGACGAAGAAGAUGACUUUGACUGGCACUUUCUCCAGCCGGAGGAGAUGUUGGAGCUUGCAAAAGACGAAGCUUCUCUUGCUCGAAUGCGAAAGUAUGGAUGGCAACUGGGUCCGUAUUUAGCGCCUGUUGUAUUGUGA
Messenger RNA from Phytophthora infestans T30-4, 669 nucleotides. RefSeq lists its product as uncharacterized. The coding region runs from base 1 to 669 and encodes 222 amino acids. Lineage: Eukaryota; Oomycota; Peronosporomycetes; Peronosporales; Peronosporaceae. The record is from RefSeq and is a predicted model, not a curated record. The transcript has 4 exons.